GAUUUAAAAUGGACCGCUAGAAGUGCGCUAACAACAACAGAAGCCUUUUAGGACUUGAAAAAGGGGAUAAAAAUGAUAAGUAAAGUCACUCAACGUUGGAUUUAUCAUCGUGGACAUGUUGUACAAAGUCUCCGAAAAGACACUGAAGUUCCAGGGCACACUACAAAUCUUCUGAAAGGGCCGCGGUCACAGGGAAGCCCUGCCUGCAACGGCGCAAGUGUUAGCUUCCCGUCAAAACAAACCGCUCCGCAGACUGACGGGACAGGUUGCGACGCGGAAAUAUAAUUGACCCAGGUCCAAGAGCAUGGUGAUGGGCGAGGUGUCGCGGGCCUCGUGCCGGCCGGCCUCCCCCAGCCUCCAGGAGGGCGCCCUGAAGGCCGGCUGGCUGAAGAAACAGCGCAGCAUCAUGAAGAACUGGCAGCUGCGGUGGUUCGUGCUGCGCUCGGACCAGCUCUACUUCUACAAGGACGAGGAGGAAACCAAACCACAGGGCUGUAUACCUCUGCAGGGAUGCCAGGUGAAUGAACUCACAGCUAACCCGGAUGAACCAGGAAGACAUCUGUUCGAGAUCGUACCAGGUGGAACAGGAGAGAAGGACCGGGCGCCAAUCAGUCAUGAAUCCUUCCUGCUCAUGGCAAACUCCCAGUCGGACAUGGACGACUGGGUCAAGGCCAUCCGCCGGGUCAUCUGGGCGCCAUUUGGAGGAGGGAUAUUUGGCCAGCGUCUAGAGGACACGGUGCAGUAUGAGAAGAAGUUCGGCCCGCGGCUGGCGCCUCUGCUGGUCGAGCAGUGUGUGGACUUCAUCAGGGAGAGGGGUCUGGACGAGGAGGGUCUCUUCCGGAUGCCCGGACAGGCCAACCUGGUCAAAGAGCUGCAGGAGGCCUUUGACUGCGGCGACAAGCCUCUGUUUGACAGUAACACAGAAGUCCACACGGUGGCGUCCCUGCUGAAGUUGUAUCUGCGGGAGCUGCCUGAACCAGUCAUUCCCUUUUCCAAAUAUGAAGACUUUCUAACCUGUGCACAGCUUUUGGCCAAAGAUGAGGAGGAGGUAUUUGCCAGGCGCACGUGUGUGUGUGUGUGUGUGUGUGUGUGUGUGUGUCACAGUGUUCCUAAACUGUUACAAUCUGUCUUAUAUCAGGGGGUCCAGGAGCUUGGGAAUCAAGUUAACACUCUACCUCUACCGAACUUCAAUCUCCUUAAGUACAUAUGCAAAUUCCUUGACGAGGUCCAGUCGCACUGCAGCAAGAACAAGAUGAGCGUCCAGAACCUCGCCACAGUAUUUGGACCAAAUAUCCUUCGACCCAAGAUGGAGGACCCAGUCACUAUCAUGGAAGGCACCUCUCUGGUCCAGCACCUGAUGUCGGUCCUCAUCAGGGAACACGACCGUUUGUACUCAGGGAGGGACCAGGAGGGACCCACCAUACCUCAAACAGAACUCCCCGUCCAGGGGCAGCAGCUGCAACACCGCAGCCUGGGAGCCUGGAUCUCCGAGGAAGACCUCCAGAGCUGCCCAGUCUCCAACCCCGACCCAGAGCUGCACAGCAGCGCCUCGUCCCUGGACGCCAAGCUGUGUGCGGCCGUCACGCCCACCCAGUCCCCUGGACCAAAACUGGGCUCUCCGUCGGGGAAGGGUGAGACUGUGGUCAGCCCGAGUAAACAAGCCAAGUCCCUACCUUCCUGGAAGUACUCAUUCAAAAGCUCCGCAGCGAAGCAAGGCGCCGGGGGAGGCGGCGGCGGCUCCGUGGCAGAUACAACCAGUGUAUCUUCUGGCGGUGGAGGAGGUGGAGGCGGCGGUGGUGGUGGAGGUAACUGGCUCAUGAACGGUUUGUCGUCCUUGAGGGGACACCGGCGCACGUCCUCGGGCGAACGGUCCGCCCGCGACCGCGACUCCACCGGCUCCUCACAGAGACUGUCCACCUACGACAACGUCACCUCCUUCUCCAGCAUGGGCAGCGUGCCGAGUGUGUCCAGCACCCCGUGGUCCACCUCCUCCUGCGAGAUCUCCGUCCCCGACUCUGGGAGUGAGCCUUCGGCGAACCGGAACUGUGGCGCGGGGGGCGAGGGCGGGGAGAAGGCGGAGUGGACGGAGAACCAGAGGGAGAUGGACAGGGGACGGGACGGAGGGGCCAUGACGGACCUGAGCUCGGAGCAGGACAGCUGCGAGGCCAUGGAGCUGUGCAGCAGCAGCGCGGCCUGCAGCGAGAACGGGAACGUGGCUGCGGCGGCCGGUGUGCCGUCCAUCGUCAUGUCUGAGGAUGGGGACGAGGUCAAUCUGACGCUGGGCAGUCUGGUGGAAGGCCUGAAGGACGAGUUGAGGAGUCAGAAGACUGCCUACGAGGCCAGCAUACAAAGGCUGGAGGAGUCCAGCGCCGCCCUGUGCGCGCAGAUGGAGCGCUUGGAACAAGAGAUGGAGCAGGAGCGGAAGAAGCAGCGCAUGCUGGAGAUCAAACUGCGGAACUCUGAGCGGGCGAGAGAGGACGCGGAGAACCGCAACCGGCUCCUGGAGAAGGAGAUGGAGGACUUCUUCUCCACGCUGGGGGAUCUGGCCCUGGGCGCCAGGACUAGCGACAUUUGAUGUGAUACCCCGAGGCCACUCGUCUGUCCGUGGCCCAAAAAAAAAACCAUGGCUGUCAUCAGGGUUUAUAGUUCGUGGGCCGGGUGUGUCCUUUAACGUCGUCCUCGGUGCGGCAAAACAAGAAAAUAAAAAGGAACCGGCCAUAUUCGUAUACAUUCAGGAGAAGAAAUAACAGAAUUAUGGGGAUGAUAGAGGCAAUUCCGAAUAUCCAACUGGGACUUAAUGAUCUCCGACAAGCACCGGGCGGCUUUGUCCUUCUUACGCAUGCUUGAAGUGGAGCGUUAGGCCGGUGCUCCUGCGAUCACACUCCCGACAAGUGGUGUGUGGCACGCCCGCGUGCGACCGGUGGAAACGUAAUGUCGCGUCUCUGAUAUCCUCCGUCCUGGAGAGCACUGGACUUCCUACACCACUUCUUUACAGGGACACUGGUCAACACGACCCGUGAGAGACGUUAAUGCAGAAUGCAGUCAGCUGACUGGUUUUCAUCGCAAUCCACUCGGUACAUGGUUAUUCACUUUUUUGCUGGGAGUUAGAUACGUCUAUAGGUCGAAAAAAAUUUAAUCUACACCUGGAACACAAGGAAGAGAGUCGGGGACGGGACAAGGAAGGAGCUGCCGUGGCUCUGUCCGAACUAAUCUGCUUAUGCCGACGCAUCUACGGCGAAUCAAUUACCGCGUUAAAUUUCAUUCGCCUUAAUAUUUACACAAAAGCAAAAUGUAAAAUCUGCAUGCUAUAGUUUCAUGGGGAGUUCCAGUCUUUGUGCUGCCCUAAGCAUAUAGACAGUGAUAUCAAUCAUUUUUCAAAUCAAUUCUCGACAAGAAAGUGAAUACGGUUGAUUCCCGAAUGUCUUUUUCAAACUGUCCCUUCACCUGCUCGGCGAGUUUACCCAAAUCACAACAGGAAACUACUUCUUUUUUUCUUCUCAUUUGCCUGCAGCGGUAGCUAACUAGAACAUUUGACCUCUUCUUUGCUGAUUUUGAAGACACUAAAGAGUUCUGUAUAUUUAUCCAGAGUAAUGACAGGUUUACCGUUUCUGGGACGAGCUGCGACCUGAGUGUAAUUGUAACAAGCAGCGGGAAUUAAAAAUCUAACCGUCUACAUUUUGAGACAAAUAUCUCUAAACCCAGGCUAAUUAAAACGUAAUAUAUAAACACCAUUAGGGUUUUAGGAAACAUGUUACUAUGUUUGUGUGUGUGUGUGUGAUUCGGGUGAACAGAUUCAGCAGAGGUUGCUCCACAUGCAUUCAGCCCCCGUGCUGUAUUAGCAACAGAAGACAUUUUCAUUCCGUUUUCCCCCGGCGCAGGUUCAGAAAACCAGAUUUUCAAUACAGCUCCUUUUUUCGGGCAAACGCGGAGCAGUAAUCGGCGGGACCUCGACCCAAGUCGCCCCUGUGCUCCUCUCCCAGUGCCUCUAGCGUCACCAUCACCUUCGGGGUUUCCCGCGUCCAUUCCGGGUUUUUUUUUUCUCUUUUCUUCAAUCAAUGUCAAUAAACCUUUAAUUGUGCAGGAUUUACAACAACAACAAAAAGAACAGAAGAACGAUUGGAGAAUGUUCAACUCGGCCUACGCUGCCUUCGCACACGAGGACGGUCGUGGCGCAGUUGGCGAAGACCUCUUUACCGGUGCACAGUGAAUACCAAAGCUGGACCGCCGCACUACAGAUCAGAACGGCCCGCCUGGAAGCCGUGUUGAUUUUGGCACACGAAGCUGAACACUGCCCCUCAACAAAAAAAACACAAUGGAAUUUCCUGGUUGUGCCUUCAGGGAAGUGUUGUUUAAAAUAGGAAGGGAAAGAAAGAAAAAAAAAAAAGGUAGCGUUGCUUGCUUGCUCCCGGAGAUGUAGUGCAUUGUGUCGGCCCGUAUUACACACAGUGGCUGCGUUGUUGUUGUUGUUGUUGUCGUCGUCACUGUAUGUUCACGCUGCUGAAGAGGAAUGACUCGACGAUCUCCCCUCGAAGGUGCCAACUCCUGUGAAAGUGAAUUGUGAAUUUGAAUGGAAGUUUUUGAAAUGAAGAAUGUACACCUGUGGUGAAUGUAACGUGUUGUUGAUGAAACCAGCCCAGUUGGGAGGGAGGGGGGGGGGGGAAUAUAACUUCUACCAGUUGAAACUCUGAACUGCAUUUCUCACUGCAAUCGUCUUCCUUUGACUCCGCAGCUCUUGGCCAUGCUGAGGCACGUGAUGUAUUACGGGAUGCGUCACGCCGCGUCGGACAGCAGCGGUGCGCUUUAUGCAUCUGGCCCGUUGGAUUGUGGUUCUCUAUGUUCCCAGAACGAAGAGCUGCCGGUGUCCGUUUUCUGAGGAUUGCAUGUUUGCUGAAAAUGUGGUUAAAGGGACAAAAAAAAAAAAAGCAUAUGAGUGAAGUUGGAACAAUGACUUUCUUUUUUCUUUUUUACUUCAAAAACAUGAAGCCAGUGGUGUUACUACCCUUGUUAAAUUUGCACAGGUAAGAGGGUAUUUUGUCCUUCGAGGCCUCGCCACUUCUACAGUCCACAAUCUAACGGUCAAGGUCUACGGCAGGUUUCUCUGAUUCCGAUUUCUCUGCCGAUCAUCCUACGGUGCUUAUUUAUUAUGGGUUUCCACUAUUGUAACGAAUGGACAUGUACGAGAAUAAAAGGUGACAAAGAUCGCGUGCAAGACAA
Messenger RNA from Scophthalmus maximus (turbot), 5214 nucleotides. It is a transcript of the gene arhgap22b, whose product is annotated as rho GTPase-activating protein 22. Gene Ontology annotation, cellular component: focal adhesion. NCBI's taxonomy places the organism in Eukaryota, Metazoa, Chordata, Actinopteri, Pleuronectiformes, Scophthalmidae. Gene Ontology annotation, biological process: activation of GTPase activity; signal transduction. The coding region runs from base 305 to 2575 and encodes 756 amino acids. The transcript has 10 exons. The record is from RefSeq and is a predicted model, not a curated record. Gene Ontology annotation, molecular function: GTPase activator activity.